This is a messenger RNA of Triticum turgidum subsp. durum (durum wheat), 2073 nucleotides long. The record is from the annotation of a GenBank genome assembly. NCBI's taxonomy places the organism in Eukaryota, Viridiplantae, Streptophyta, Magnoliopsida, Poales, Poaceae.
AUGGGGAGUCGAAGACAACAUAGUGUCAAGUACUUUGGUCCAAACUUGAGAAAGCCAUCCAUAAGCAAGGCACCAGGCAAACUCAAGAAAAAGUGCCUUGAACAAUUUAAGAGAACUCAGCAGUCGUUUAGGGUGGCGUAUGAUGAGCCUAGCCAUGCUAAGGCAGCGUCUCGUCCAAAUGUCUCGUCACGUUCUUCAUGGCCAAACAAAGGUACGGCUUCACCACGGGGAAAUGUCGAGAAGUCUGAGCCCUCUUUCUCUAAGACUCUCCAAAAGAAUACCCAAAAGGCUAGUCCAUCUCGCGCAGUGCCUAGCGCAAUGCCUAACAAUGGCAUUGAUUCUUUGCAAAAGAAUACUACCAAGUUUAGAUCCUCUCCCUUUAUGUCAAAUAGUGGUAAUAGCUCGAGGCCAAACAAUGGCAUGGGUUAUUUGGCAAAGAAUGUGGAGUCUUACUCAAGGUUAAAUGACGUUGAAGUUCCUCCGUCAAAGAAUACAAAGAUGUCAGGAUCCUUUUACUCAAUGCCCAAUGAUGAGAUCGCUCCUCAAUCAAUGAAAGCUAGGCCCUUAUCCUCUGGGUUGAAUUGUGUGUCCGCUUCUUUGGCAAGGAACAUAGAAAAGUCUAAGCUCUCUGCAGGUUCAAAUUCCACAUUUGGUGUUUCAAAGAAAUUGUAUCCCUCUUCAAUGGUUCAGAACUCACGAAAAGAAGACCAUCCGAUGGCGAUGGAAGGUACAAAUUCCAACUCAGCUUUGAAGGGUAAAAAAGUCAUGGAAGAUAUCUCGCCCAACUUGGAGAUCAAUUUACCUGGUAAGAAACUUUCAAAUCACCAAACGGUCGAGGCAUCAUGCAUGGUUGAUUCAAUCGACGGGUGCAUUCGACUUGAUAGUAGAAAGUGCAUGUCUAGCCUUUCGGAGCAUGGAAGAACCGAUGUGUACAAAUCUAAGAGUAAGAGGAUGGAGCCGUUGUUGGAAAAAAGGUUUGAGGCACGUGGGGUCGCUAGAUUGAAAAAAUCCAUUAAUAAACUUAACAGUGAGAACACUAGCCUCAGGGAGGAUGAAAGGACCGUUGAUGACAAGUUUAAUAAGAGGAAGAGGACUGAGAAUUGUAGUCAAACAAACAAAAAGAGUAGAUUUGUAGUAAUUGAUGAUGAAGACGAUGAUGAUGGUGAUCAGAAUCUCACUGGUAGUAAAAGUGGUGCCGCUGGAUUGAAAACACAGAAUUAUGGUUCCGAACCUUCGAAGCCACAUCACUAUUGUUCCCUGCCCAUCGAUGAACCUAUUUGGAGUGGAAGCAUUAAGAUAGGCAGCGGAAAAUUUGUUUCGUUGGCUGCACAUUUGUCAACCAAAUACUGUGAGAAGGUGUGGAAUUUGUCAAGAUCACUUGAGCCAGUGGUUGAAGUAACAAAGCUUUCUAGACUGGAGGCUUGGCCUAAGAGCUUUGAGGCAUCAAGGCCCACUGAUGACAACAUUGCGUUGUAUUUAUUGCCCACCGAGAUGAGGCAAGAUGCAGACCUGGAUCAACUUGUUAAAGAAGUCGUGGAGAAUGAUAUGAUCCUACGAGCUAUUGUUGGUGAAGCUGAGAUGCUGAUAUUGCCAUCUAUUCUACUGCCUGAGCAACACCAAACUUUCCAAGGAAAACCCUACCUGUGGGCGGUAUUUAAACGCAGAAUAGUGGAAGAGGAACAACAUGGCAAAGGACGCUGUGCACAGGAGAAAGGAAAACAACAGGCUUCACAUUUCAGUGUGGGAGAAGGGUUAAACAUGGAAGCUGGACUUGAAGCUUCUGAGGAACCGGAGAUGCAAGGCAUGGAGCAGGAACAAAAUCCCAAGUUGGCUGGACCCAACGCGCCGAGUCCUACAACUGAAGCUCCUACCGCGGCUGCAGCUACAAUGUCUGCCAACCACUGUCAAGACCACCCAAACAUGGCUGCUCCUACAGGAGCAUUGUUUGGCUUUGUGGUUCAGCGAACUCCGCGACUCGAGCAACUCAUCCAAGAGAUGCAGCGCGAAGGUGCUGUGAUGGUUGCAAUGCAAGGGCAGAUGAUAGGGCCAGGUCUUGGCAUGGGCAGGCAGUAG